Ochotona princeps (American pika) is the source of this 3667-nucleotide messenger RNA. It is a transcript of the gene AGPS, whose product is annotated as alkylglycerone phosphate synthase. The record is from RefSeq and is a predicted model, not a curated record. Gene Ontology annotation, molecular function: FAD binding; alkylglycerone-phosphate synthase activity. The coding region runs from base 53 to 2185 and encodes 710 amino acids. Gene Ontology annotation, biological process: lipid biosynthetic process. The transcript has 21 exons. Lineage: Eukaryota; Metazoa; Chordata; Mammalia; Lagomorpha; Ochotonidae.
AUGGCACCCGCCGCCCAGCCGCCGCGGUGGCUGCCGGGAUGCGCCGCAGCGAAUGGUCGCGCCGGGCGCCGCUUGGAGUGACCUUUCACCCGCGCCCAGCGGUCCCGGGCGGCGGCACAAGGCGGAAGCUAUGGCGGAGGCGGCGGCUGCAGCGGGCGGGACUGGCGCGGGCGCGAGCUCCGGUUCUGGAACGGUCCGAGAUCGCGACCCGGAUCGCGCCGGGCGGCGGCUGCGGGUUCUCUCGGGGCAUCUGCUGGGUCGGCCGCAGGAGGCUCUGAGUACCCAUGAGUGCAGAGCGCGGAGAGCCGCUACUACGGCCACGGCCACGGCCACGGCCACGGCGGCGCCCACGACCACUCCCGCCGUGCAGGAGUCAGGCACCAUUCCAAAGAAGCGCCAAGAAAUCAUGAAAUGGAAUGGCUGGGGAUACAAUGAUUCCAAGUUCUUCUUCAAUAAGAAGGGCCAAGCUGAAUUGACUGGGAAAAGGUAUCCUCUUAGUGGCAUGGUUUUACCAACUUUUAAAGAGUGGAUCCAAAACACCCUUGGAGUAAGUCUGGAGCAUAAAACUACCUCUAAAGCAUCUUUAAAUCCUAGUGAUACACCUCCUUCUAUUGUAAAUGAAGAUUUUCUUUGUGAACUUAAAAAAACUAAUAUUUCAUAUUCACAAGAAGCAGAAGAUCGGGUAUUUAGAGCUCAUGGUCAUUGUCUUCAUGAGAUAUUUUUGCUCAGGGAAGGAAUGUUUCAGCGAAUUCCUGAUAUAGUUUUAUGGCCAACAUGUCAUGAUGAUGUAGUUAAGAUUGUGAAUCUAGCAUGCAAAUAUAACCUUUGUAUCAUACCAAUUGGUGGAGGAACAAGUGUUUCGUAUGGCUUGAUGUGUCCUGCUGAUGAAACAAGAACGAUUAUUUCUUUGGACACUUCACAAAUGAAUCGAAUCCUCUGGGUUGAUGAGAACAAUCUGACAGCUCAUGUAGAGGCUGGUAUUACAGGACAAGAGUUGGAAAGACAGCUUAAGGAAAGUGGUUAUUGUACAGGUCAUGAACCAGAUUCCUUGGAAUUCAGCACUGUGGGAGGAUGGAUUUCAACUCGGGCUUCUGGCAUGAAGAAGAAUAUAUAUGGCAAUAUUGAGGACCUGGUGGUUCAUAUAAAAAUGGUAACACCUAGAGGUACAAUAGAAAAAAGCUGUCAAGGACCUCGUAUGUCAACAGGCCCUGAUAUCCAUCACUUCAUCAUGGGAUCUGAAGGAACUCUUGGUGUAAUAACAGAAGCUACAAUAAAAAUCAGACCAGUUCCGGAAUACCAAAAGUAUGGUUCAGUAGCUUUCCCUAAUUUUGAACAAGGAGUGGCCUGUUUAAGAGAAAUUGCAAAACAGAGAUGUGCUCCUGCAUCCAUUCGCCUCAUGGACAACCUGCAAUUUCAGUUUGGUCAUGCUCUUAAACCUCAGGUUUCCUCUAUCUUUACAUCAUUUUUGGAUGGAUUAAAAAAGUUUUAUAUCACAAAGUUUAAAGGAUUCGAUCCGAAUCAACUAAGUAUAGCUACAUUGCUGUUUGAGGGGGACCGUGAGAAAGUUCUUCAACAUGAAAAACAAGUUUAUGACAUUGCUGCAAAAUUUGGUGGGUUGGCUGCUGGAGAAGAUAAUGGUCAGAGAGGUUAUUUACUUACAUAUGUCAUUGCAUACAUUCGAGACUUGGGUUUGGAAUACUAUGUAUUAGGAGAAUCUUUUGAAACUUCUGCUCCUUGGGACAGGGUUAUAGAUCUUUGCAGAAACGUAAAAGAAAGAAUAAGAAGGGAAUGCAAAGAGAGGGGUGUUCAGUUUGCUCCUCUUUCCACAUGCAGGGUGACUCAGACUUACGACGCAGGUGCAUGUAUCUACUUCUAUUUUGCCUUUAACUACAGGGGAAUUAGUGACCCACUAGCUGUGUUUGAACAAACUGAGGCAGCUGCUAGAGAUGAAAUCCUUGCUAAUGGAGGAAGCCUGUCGCAUCAUCAUGGAGUGGGCAAGUUACGGAAGCAGUGGCUAAAGGAAAGUAUCUCUGACGUCGGCUUUGGGAUGCUGAAGUCUGUCAAGGAGAGCUGUUUAGUCUUCUAUGAAUCUGAAGCAUUUCCUUUUAAACCUUGGAAGAUCCUGAAAGAACAGCACUUAUCGUGCCCUUCGAACCACAGCAACUCAUUUCUGAAACGAGAGUAAGAACCCCUGGUAUACGGAACAUUCAAACCAAAGAGCUGUCACAGACUUCAGUAACUUCACUUCUGUCAACAUGAAAAAUUUUUUUCCGUUCCCAAGGGAGAUUAUUUUGUAUAUUUUUUUCAUAUGAAGAAAAUAAUAUAUCAUUAAGAACACUUCAGGAACCCUGAAUUUCAAAUCUGAAAGGGAAGGAAAAAGAGUUUGUUUACAUGAAGCAUUGUUUUUAAGGCAUCAUAGUGUUUUUCAUGAAUAUCACAUGUGUCGCAUGAAACAUAUUUUUAAUUCUUAGAGGAAUCUGACAUAUCCCAAAAGGAUAUAGUACUUAUACUGCUUUACAGUUUCCAUAGUUGGUUAAUUUUUGAGCAAACUUCAACAAUAUCUCUGCCCCCUCAAAAAAAAAAAAAAAACUCACAGUGCCUUGCUGGGAUUUUCUUGUUUUUUUGUUUUUUCAUGAAUUAGCAAUUUAAAAUGGGUAGGGGAGGAUAAGUCCCUAAAGACAGUUAUCAGUUCAUGGCUAUUCCUCUUUUAGAACAUAUUAGGAAUUAGGUAGUUGUUUGCAGAAACGAUGAUAAGCCUUUCCACAAUGUUGAUUUGGAUCCUCUUCUAACAUACCCAACUCCUUGUGUUGUUGACUUGCACACUCACAUACACACCUAUGAAAUUUGUACCUGUAUUGCAUUCCUGCAUUUUCAUUUCCUACCCAGCCUCAUGGUCCUGAGGUGUGGCCGGAUGGAUGUGGCACACUCACCAAGCACUGAGACAUUGUCCCCUGCUUCUGGAGAUGGGCUCCCGCUGCCCCCACCCCAUGGAGCACAGCCUGGAAGCAGCGGUUCUAUUUCUUAUCUUGUGUGUCAGUCCUUUUUUGUGUGUGAUAGUGCCUUCAGAAUAAUGAAUAUUUCUGUUCCUGGAUAGUGAUCAAUAGUAGGAGAUAUUUGUGUAGGUGAUAGUAACUUUUGUCCUUUUAAGCCUGUGAAAUACUUGGUCUCUGAUACAACUUGAGUAAUGUCUUAUCCUGAGUCUUCCUCUAAGGCAGUACAUACCCCUGCCAGUACUGUAGUAAUCUUUUGGGAACUACACAUGGGUAAGCUCUUGUAUGUAAGCCAUGUACUGCUGUAACUGAUGCAUACAAACAAUUCUCUUUACAUUUACAGGCUAAAAGUGGACAUGUGGUAGGAAGGAAAAUUCCUCAGAGAUUCAAGCAUACCUUUGUCAAUUAAGACUGAGCCAUACUGUUUUCCACAAGGGCUCAACAUAGUCUCUAUUCUGUGCUCUAUUCAGUGUAUGUAGGAUUCUGAUUUUACUGGUUUUCUUAGACUGUGUUGUCUAUUAAGCAAAUGCCCAUGAGUGAUUUUUAAGAUGUGCUGGGAACAAAUAAAGCACUACCAAAACCAGUCUUUGUUACAGAAAUGGGUGUUUAUUUCAUCUUGAUUCCCUUUUCUCUUUGUUGAUGCAUCACGCUGGAGACUGAGAAAAUGGCAUACCCCC